AUGGAUUGUCUUCCAGAUGAGCUUCUUCUCCAAAUCUUGGCCAUUUUAUCUACCAAAGAAGCUGCUUCAACAUCACCUCUCUCCAAGAGGUGGAGGACUCUGUUUGCUAUCCGGGAUAAUCUUGACUUUGAUGAGUCCAUCACCUCUCUCCAAGAAGAAGGUAAAGGGAAUAAGGACGAUAUCCGAAAGAGUUUCAUGCGUUUCGUGGACAGAACAUUGGCUUUGCAAUUGGAAAGCAAUGUCCCUUUAAAGAAGUUCUCACUAAACUGUGAUGAUGGUAACGACGAGGAUCAUAUUGACCGCUGGAUAUGCAGUGCCCUUGAACGCUGUGUCUCUGAGCUUCACUUAAGCAUCAAACCACGGUAUGAUGCGUGUAUGUUUCCAUCCGGAGUAUUCACCAGCACAACUCUUGUUAAGCUCUCAUUGGGAACAAAAAUCAGCAUCGAUCCUUUACCUAAGGAUACAUCUCUCCCAUCACUAAAAGUUCUCUUCCUUGAUACAGUUUGGUUUGAGGGGGACGAAUUCGCUGAUGUGUUAAUCCCUGCUUUCCCUUUACUUGAGGACUUGACCAUGCAUCACAAGGAUUUUCCAGGAAUGCAAUACUUCAUAUCUAGCGAAACCAUUAAGAAGGUCUCCGUUGCUCAUGACAAUGCUGACUUUGAUGAUUCGUGUAACUUUUUUCAAUUUGACGUACCGAAUGUUGUCGAUCUCUACUAUUCUGAUUAUGUUCAGGGAAAGUCUCCAGAAUUUAGUUUUGAUUCACUUGCCGAAGCUACACUUGACCUUCAUUUCUUGAAAGAUGUUUCACAUCUUAACACGGAUGUGACGGAUCUCAUCAAGGGGAUACGUAAUGUCAAGAAACUUCACUUGACUUCUUCUGCUGUUAAGGUGAUUUCAAAAUGCUGCAAAGGUGGACUUCCGGUGUUCAACAACCUUGUUGAGUUAGUGUUUUCAAGUACCAAGAAGCGAGGUUGGGAAAAGUUGCUGCCACUUCUGAUGGAUCACUCUCCAAAUCUUGAAACUCUGAUUCUCACGGGUCUGGAUAGUUUCUGUGGAUUUGUAGGGAUUCGCGUUCCCUUAAAUAGCCGAGUAAAGAUGAUCGAUGUGAUGCAAUUUCAUGGAAGUGCAAACGAGCUAAAACACAUCAGCCGACUAUUACAGAAAAUGGAGUGUCUUGAAUUUGUGAGAGUUUAUGUUUCACCUGCAAUGGAUGACCCCUACUUGGUGCACCGACUCACAGAAGAUCUACAGCGACUCAGAGAAGAUGUGAUGAAGCUUCGAGGAGCUUCAUGCAAGCUCAAGAUGCAAGUCAUAUGUGAUCAUCUUCAUCCAUAA
Molecule: messenger RNA, 1335 nt
Organism: Microthlaspi erraticum
Lineage: Eukaryota; Viridiplantae; Streptophyta; Magnoliopsida; Brassicales; Brassicaceae
Source: the annotation of a GenBank genome assembly